GGGGCAGCACAACAGCCUGCCGUCCUUUGACAGCUCGGUCCGACGUCAGGCUACGGACGACGUGUCAACGACCAUUUAACUCUAUGACAGUCAGUUUACAAUGCAAGUGAGCCAUUUGACUUUAGAAAAGGCUCAUGUUUAGCCAUCUUUAUUUAUUUAGCUGUUAUGCUUGUUAGCUUACUAGCUAGCUCUGUUAACGGUGAACCAGUUAGCAACCAGUUAGCUGGCUCGCAACAGGGAUCCUCCCAGCACUGUGAUGGAUAGCAGUCGUUAGCUACACACUCUCACUAUCAAUUUGGUAAAUAUGUUCCUAAUUUGAAAUGUUUACAUUUCUUGAUUUAACAAAAAGUUUCCCGCCAGCCCUGUUUGGACUAACAAGCCAGUGUUUUGUGAACGGUUAUGUUUGCUUGUCCUUAAGGCUGAGCUAUAGCUAGCUGCCUCCAUUGUUUACAUGGAAACGGUCAGCUGAAGUGCACUGAGGGCAUGUGGUGAUCGUUACAAUACUGGAUCAACUACAGAAAAAAACAACGGGGACAUAUGGAAAUGGGGCUGGGAGGUAGCUAACGUCAGCCAGACGUUAGCAAGAUCUCUACAGUCUACUCUCCACCUGAAUGAGGAUGAUCGGGGCUUUGAAGGAGGACUGCUGGACUGUUUGACUUUUUGUGGGCGGUGGACAAAGGACAGCAGUUUGUUUGUCCAUAUUGAAGUUGAAGCUGGAAAACGAUUACAAGAGGUUUACAGGCAAUACACUCUGCUGGGAUGUUGCUGAAAACUCUACUGAUCACCAGUUUUCUUGGCUGGGUGAAAUGUCAAGACAGCCAGAUCAUGACACUAGAGGAGAAGACUGUCAUCAGGGACCAGAUUCUCGAAAUGUUUGAUCACGCUUAUGGGAGUUACAUGAAAAAUGCUUAUCCAGCAGACGAGUUGAUGCCUUUAAGCUGCCGGGGGAGAGUCCGGGGCCAGGAGCCCAACAGAGGGGAUAUAGACGACUCUUUGGGGAAGUUUUCUCUCACACUGAUAGACACACUGGAUACCCUGGUGGUGUUAAACAAGCUGGAUGAGUUUGAGGAUGCAGUGAGGAAGGUUGUGACGGAUGUGCGGCUGGACAACGAUGUGGUGGUGUCGGUGUUUGAGACCAACAUCAGAGUUUUAGGAGGGCUUUUGGGAGGCCACGUGAUGGCCGACCUCCUACAGCAGCGCGGGGAGAGGAUGCAGUGGUACCGCGAUGAGCUUCUACACAUGGCCAAAGAGCUGGGCCAUCGAUUACUGCCUGCCUUUAACACCACAAGUGGCCUACCUUACCCUAAGGUGAAUCUGCGGUAUGGAGUCCUGAACCCCCUUUCACGCACAGGCACAGAAUCGGACACCUGCACAGCGUGUGCUGGAACAAUGAUCCUGGAGUUUGCUGCUCUCAGCAGGCUGUCAGGGGAGUCUGUGUUUGAGGAACAUGCGAGGAAGGCUCUGGAUGUCCUCUGGCAGAGGAGACAGAAGGGAAGUGACCUAGUGGGGACUGUUAUCAAUAUCCACAAUGAAGAAUGGGUCCGGAGAGAAAGCGGAGUCGGUGCUGGUAUCGACUCGUACUAUGAAUAUCUGAUGAAGGCCUACAUUCUUCUGGGAGACAAUGUCUUCCUGGAGAGGUUUAACAUUCACUACAGUGCCAUUAUGAAGUACAUCAGUCAGCCCCCCCUGCUGCUCAACGUCCACAUGCACAACCCCACUGUGAGCGUGCGCAGCUGGAUGGACUCUCUCCUGGCUUUCUUCCCCGGCUUACAGGUUUUGAGAGGGGAUCUGAAACCAGCUAUUGAGACUCAUGAAAUGCUUUACCAAGUGACCAAACAACACAAGUUCCUUCCAGAGGCAUUCACCUCAGAGUUCAGAGUUCAUUGGGGCCAACACCUUCUGAGACCAGAGUUUGCAGAAAGCACCUACUACCUCUAUAAGGCCACUGGCGACCCCUACUACCUCAGAGUGGGACAGUCCAUCGUGGAGAAGCUAAACGCCUACGCCAGGGUGCCUUGUGGGUUUGCUGCCGUGCAAGAUGUCCGCACUGGGAUGCAUGAAGACAGGAUGGACUCCUUCUUCCUGGCUGAGAUGUUUAAAUACCUGUACCUGCUGUUUUCGGAGAAGAGCCAGCUGCCGAUCGAUAUCGACGACUACAUUUUCACCACAGAGGCCCACCUACUCCCAGUGUCCCUCUCCAUCACAAAGCCCCCCUAUCAACGCAACCACACUGAGACUGUUCCUCUUUCCCAAGAAGAAGACCUGUUCACACACUCCUGCCCCAGCAUGGAGACGUUAUUCCCCAACAACCCCUCGUUUGCUAAAACCAUCCGGGACAGCUACAAGUACCUCACCGGGGUGGGACGAGCCGUCCACCCUGUACCUGUCAGGGAAAUUGACCUCCCGUUCCAUGACAAUGGGAUGGAACCAGUAGAGUUCUUGAAAAGCAUGGGCAUUUCUCUCACCCCGCUUAAUGAGGACCAUAAAGGCGUUUACCUGGUCAAACUUGUAGCAGAGGUGAGCCAAGCACUGGAGGAAGAGGAGGUGGUGCCCCAUGUUGUUCAGCUCAUAUCCCCCCCAUUUCUGGGUAGGACAGUCAUCACAGCGGGACCUGCCAAGUUUGGGAUGGACCUAACCAAGCAGGAGCACGGGGUGAAGGGCAGCAUAGCGAAAGCCUCCCCCUACACUGCAUGUGUGCCAGUAGAUAAUGCAGCGCAGCUUAAAGGGCAUAUUGCCGUGGCGCUGCGUGGGGACUGCAUGUUCGCUGUGAAGGCUCGUCAUCUGCAGGAAGCAGGAGCCAUAGGAGUCAUCUUUAUAGACCACCAUGAGGGAAGCAACAGUCAGGAUACGCCCCUCUUCCAAAUGGUUGGAGACGGCGACUCCACUGAAGAUCUCACCCUGCCUUUAGUCUUCCUCUUCAGCCAGGAGGGGGCCGUACUCACAUCCGCUCUGAAGGAGAAUCACAAUGUGGAUGUGCUGCUGCUGCCCAAAGAGAGGCAGCUGGGACAUGGUAAGACAGAAAAACCUGCCGGCAUGAACAUCAAACUCCGCCUGGCAGAGGAGGGGGAGCUGGAGGACGGAGCAGCCAGAGGGCCCACCCUGGAGUUUGUCUUGGAGAAAGAUGGGAUGAUUCUUAAGGAAGUGGAGCAAGAAGCACAACACAAACAAUUCUGCAUAGAAGCCACAGAGGAGGACAGAACUGAACCAUAUUCAGCAGAUUCCUCUCAAAACACAAACUCAAACAGCGCUCCAGACGCAGAGCCUUGAAGACUGCUGAUCCAGAAGCAGUUUCCUAACACUGAUCUCUCGUCAGUUUCUCAGAGCCCCUCACUGCCCUACACAGAGCCCGAACUGACCCCGCCUGCAUGUUUACAGAGGAGAGUAAAGCAGUGUGACGGCCA
Molecule: messenger RNA, 3401 nt
Organism: Notothenia coriiceps (black rockcod)
Lineage: Eukaryota; Metazoa; Chordata; Actinopteri; Perciformes; Nototheniidae
Product: ER degradation-enhancing alpha-mannosidase-like protein 3
Exons: 20
Coding region: 760-3267 (835 amino acids)
Biological process (GO): mannose trimming involved in glycoprotein ERAD pathway; endoplasmic reticulum mannose trimming; carbohydrate metabolic process
Cellular component (GO): endoplasmic reticulum; membrane
Molecular function (GO): mannosyl-oligosaccharide 1,2-alpha-mannosidase activity; calcium ion binding
Source: RefSeq, a predicted model, not a curated record